Messenger RNA from Telopea speciosissima, 1476 nucleotides. Its product is annotated as xylan glycosyltransferase MUCI21-like. Gene Ontology annotation, molecular function: glycosyltransferase activity. The record is from RefSeq and is a predicted model, not a curated record. Bases 1 to 1476 code for a protein of 491 amino acids. The transcript has 4 exons. Lineage: Eukaryota; Viridiplantae; Streptophyta; Magnoliopsida; Proteales; Proteaceae.
AUGGCCAUGGCCAAGGCCAAGGAUUCGAAGAGGCUGACGACAGCUACUGCUUUAUCUUCAAUGUGUUUGAUUCUGUUCCCACUCAUAUAUGUUUUACUCUCCCCUUUGGAUAUCUCCCCUUUGGAUAUCUCCCGAUUUGAUCACUGGAAACAAAUAUCAAAUUGGAGUGGUAGUGGUGGUGAUGGUGCAAGUCUAAGCGGCAGUAAUAUAGAGCAUGAAAGGAUGGAAGAUGAAGAUUAUUCUCUCAAGUUCCUACUAAGAAGACUAGUACAAGGGAGAGAUCGAACGGAGCUAGACACCACCGGCUUUACCUGCAAAUCUGAUCUCGUCACCGACAUCUGUGUUGCCAACCAGCUUGUGAGGUUGGAUACACAUUGGCAUCGCACACGUUCAUUAAUGGUAUACUUAUCUUCCAACAACUCUACACAGCCACGCACGGUUAGGCCAUACGCCAGGAAGAAUGAUGCGGCAGCCAUGAAAUUGGUCAGGCCAGUGGAGAUUCAGACACUGACACUGCACACAGCCACCGCCACCGCCACCGCCAUAGAAGGGCAGAAACAACAGCUUCUAGCUUGCGAUGUCACCCAUGAUGUUCCUGCUGUUGUCUUCUCCUCCGGCGGUUACACCAGAAAUCUCUUCCAUGAUUUCAACGACAUCAUCCUUCCACUAUUCAUCACUUGCCGUCAGUUCCAAUCCCGACUAAAGUUCAUCGUCACCGAUUACAAACCGUUGUGGGUGAAGAAAUACCACCAGAUCCUCUCCCAUUUAUCCGACUACGAGAUUAUUAAUCCGGUGAGAGACCAACGUAUACAUUGCUUUCCGGCGGCCGUGAUUGGUCUAAACUACCAUGAUAAUCUCGCUUGCAAUGCUAAGGACCUACCGUUUGGGUAUUCCACAAUGGACUUUAAGAGAUUCCUUCAUGACGCCUUCAACCUCAAAUUCAUUAGUUUGGACAUUAUACAAAAUCAAAAGCCUCUCCUUAUCCUUUUUUCACGUCAGAAGUCACGCAGGUUCUUGAACGAAGAUGAGAUGGUGAAGGUGGCAGAUGAAUUAGGGUUUCGAGUGAUUGUAGCAUUGCCUAAUCGAACAUCGAAUAUAGCUGAGUUUGCUAAGGAAGUGAACUCAUGUAGUGUGAUGGUGGGUGCCCAUGGUGCAGGCCUUACGAAUGCAGUGUUCUUGCCGGCGGGAGCGGUGCUGGUACAGGUGGUGCCGUUAGGGUUGGAGUGGCUUUCCAAUACCUAUUACGGUAAGACUUUUACGCCGAUAGGUGUACGAUACUUGGGAUAUCGGAUCCGUCCAGAAGAGAGCUCACUCUUGGACGUGUACGGUUCAGAUCAUCCUGUCAUCACAGAUCCACAAUCCUUAUAUCGUAAAGGCUAUUCAGUUGCUCGGGCUGUGUACUUAGAUGAGCAGGAUCUGAAGCCUACGCCACUCAGGUUCAGGGAGACCCUUGAAGAAGCGCUUAGACUUCUCUGA